AUGGCAGUGGAGCUGCUUGGCGGUGACUCAAAGUGUGAAGCGUGGCCUCUAGAUCACAUUGACGACGAAGAUGACCAAUCUUCACCAUCCCCCAAGUUCCUCUUCUUUCUUCAUGCCGUGCUUUCACGCCCUGUUGCUGUUGAUGAUCAGGAGGAAGAAGAAGAAGAAGAAGAAGAAGACCGACUGGGUGUUCUUCCUGACAACAUGGUAGAUAGUGUCAAUGUCGGCAAAGGUCAUGUGGCUUUGGAUUACAAUGUGGUAAUGGAUGAGGUGCGGUCCAAGGUUGCCAUCAAAGACAUGCUUUGCGAAAUUGGAAUAGUUCCGGUUCAAGAUUUCAUGGUGCAGAGGAUUUUGGACACUGCCCUUUCCAUGUCCAAAGAUAAACGGUUUGUGGGUCGGAAAGUUUUUGGGAUGGGAGUGCACAUUGAUGCUAUUGUGGAUGACCUCCCACCACAUGAUGAUGAUGACGAAGACAUGGAGGAAUCGGAUGAUGAAUAUGAAGAUGAAGACAUGGUGGGAUUGGAGGGUGAAGAUGAUUGGGAGCCUAAGUUUGAGCCAGCCAAUAGAGUUUCCAUUGAAGAGUUGGAGAGGGUCAAUGUUGGAGAUUGUUCGAAAGAAGAAGCUGGACGUUGUUCUGUUUGCUUUGAUGAAUUCGAAACUGGGUGUGAAGCUACUCGUAUGCCUUGCUCGCAUCUCUUUCAUGGCGAUUGUAUUGGCAAGUGGCUCCAAACUAGCAAAUUCUGUCCCUUGUGUAGAUUUCAGAUGCCAUCUUGA
This is a messenger RNA of Ziziphus jujuba (common jujube), 774 nucleotides long. Its product is annotated as E3 ubiquitin ligase BIG BROTHER-related-like. The coding region runs from base 1 to 774 and encodes 257 amino acids. Gene Ontology annotation, molecular function: ubiquitin protein ligase activity. Gene Ontology annotation, biological process: protein ubiquitination. NCBI's taxonomy places the organism in Eukaryota, Viridiplantae, Streptophyta, Magnoliopsida, Rosales, Rhamnaceae. Gene Ontology annotation, cellular component: cytoplasm. The transcript has a single exon. The record is from RefSeq and is a predicted model, not a curated record.